GCCCCACUGGACGCACAUCCUGUCCCUGGACAGAGGGACAGGCUUGGGGGACCUUGAGUCACAGACCCAGGCUCAGCUGCAGAGGCUGCUGGCAACUGUGGAGGGCUGCAGCCCGCCUUGGCUGUCCUGAGCACGGGCCCUGCAGGGCAGCCGAGCGCCACCUGGCUUCUCUGCGGAAAGCCCAGAGUGACCUGCCCUCCUGGGCGCCCUCCCCACUUGCCCUCCCUGGUCCCAACACCUCUCAGGGGCUCGUCCUUUAAACUGCACCGCUGCCUCCUCCGCCGGCAAGAUCCCCGCCAGGUGGGGCAUCCCAGGCUGAGUUCCGUCCCGGCAGACGCCUCUCCCCCUCCAGGCUGUGAGCUGCCGGGGCUUUGAGGUGCCCUCGAGGUCGUCACCAGCCCAGACUGGAGAACUGAAGCGCUGCAGCAUGGCGCGCGGCUGCCUCCAGGGCGUCAAGUUCCUCAUGUUCGCCUUCAACCUGCUCUUCUGGCUGGGGGGCUGCGGCAUCCUCGGGGUUGGCAUCUGGCUGGCUGCCACGCAGGGGAACUUCGCCACCCUGUCCUCCUCCUUCCCGUCCCUGUCGGCCGCCAACCUGCUCAUCGUGACCGGCACCUUCGUCAUGGCCAUCGGCUUCGUGGGCUGCAUAGGGGCCAUCAAGGAGAACAAGUGCCUGCUGCUCACGUUCUUUGUGAUGCUGCUGCUGGUGCUCCUGCUGGAGGCCACCACCGCCAUCCUCUUCUUCGCCUACACUGAGCAGAUUGACCGGUACGCCCAGCGAGACCUAAAGAAGGGCCUGCACCUGUAUGGCACCCCAGGCAACGUGGGCCUCACCAAUGCCUGGAGCAUCAUCCAGACUGACUUCCGCUGCUGUGGGGUCUCCAACUACACUGACUGGUUCGAGGUCUAUAAUGCCACCCGCGUGCCCGACUCCUGCUGCCUGGAGUUCAGUGACAGCUGCGGACUCCACACACCUGGCACCUGGUGGAAGGCGCCGUGUUACGAGACCGUGAAGAUGUGGCUCCAGGAGAACCUGCUGGCUGUGGGCAUCUUCGGGUUGUGCACGGCGCUGGUGCAGAUCCUGGGUCUGACCUUCGCCAUGACCAUGUACUGCCAGGUGGUGAAGGCAGACACCUACUGUGCGUAGGCUUCGCCGCCAAAGGACCUCACCUGCCACCUGUGCUGCAGGACUCGGCGCCGUCCUGGGCACGGGGAAGCGGAGGUGCGGCCCCUGGGGCCCCGAGACCCACAGCUAGCCCCGUGAGCACGGAGGUGGCCGCGCAGGGGCAACGUGUGCAGGGCUGGGGGCGGGAGGGGCUUCUGGCGCUUUUCAUACCUGUGUAUUCUGCAGAGCAGUGUUCUCCCCCGUGGCGGGGCCAUUUGCGGUGGGCAGGGGGGUAAGGGCCGCCUGCGGGUCCUGGUGCUCAUGGCGGGCAGCCCCGCCGACCACAUUCCGCAGCGGAGCCGGGGCGGGCUCCGGGACGACUGAAUAAAGCGCGUGGACAGCAGCCCCCCCCCCACCGUCUGUUCUGCCCUAAACUUCGCCCCGGGGAGGGGAGCUGUGCCCAGACAGACCGUGUAGCCGAGGCCCCCCAUCGUGUGCCGGGUUCUCGGAUGUGCAUGGGUCCAGUCACCAAUCCACGAGCUUAGGUGCAGGAAGUAGCACAGUGGCGCCUCAGAAGGGUCCUGUGCCUCCCGGACCCUCUCCCAGCCCGUCAGUCCCGUCCCCUGAGGUGGGGAGGCCCCUCCACCCAGCCCCAGGGCCCUGCCUGUCCCCAGGGGACUUUCUGUUCCUGUGAACUUUGCCCUUGACUGUUCAUCUGUGCAGACUUUGGGAAGGGAGUGAGUGGCCAGGAUCCCUGGGCCCUGAGGGGCAGCGGGUCUCCUGGGAGGAAGGCUCUGGGUCAUGUGGCCCCAGAUCUGUUUCCAGCCCCUACUGCUGGCUCCAGGGUGCUGCCCUCUCCCUGCUCCUCCCAGGGACACCCCUGUGUCACUGUUCUUGUGUGGUGGACACACCUGCUGACACGCGGCCGAGCACUGACCACGGCCACAGACUGCCGAGUUCCCUACCCCGUGUCCCCCCGACGCCACCUGUCCUCACGCCGUGGAAGCCACCGGUGAGCGUGCCACCAGAACCAGCACGAGCUUGUGGCCUACAGGCACACGGCUAGCCCACCAGCAGCCAACAGCUGGAGUGCCGGGAAAAGGAGCCCACGUCCAGCAGCGCAGUCCCCAUCUGACCCGGGGACCCCCAGGGCCCCCUGCUGUUCCCUGGGCGCCACCCCCAGCUGGGUUCUCCCCCAGGAGGUGUGACCACACAGACCUGCCCCGGUGCCACGUCCUCCUGUGGACCCACGUGCAAGUUCCUUUUCGCUGGACAGAUGGAGGAGACUUGUCGCUUGCUCACCGCCCACGUGAGCCCUCAGACUCCAGCCAUGGCCCCACACUCCCCGGGGUCCUCAAGCUGCCUCGGCAGCCACGCUCCCCUGGGGGCCCCAGCCACCCGUCAGACCUUACCUGCUGCCUGUAUUUCAUUCCCAGACUCACUUUUCUCAGUGUGGGCACCCCUGGGGGUCUGACCUCAGGGCUCCUCUCCCAGCUCCUACCCCCUUCACUGGUCCUGUCUUCCAAAGCCCUGGCUGAGGAGGCCCCCCCCCCCCCCAGUGUCUGUCACCUGCCUGGCUCCAGACCCACUGAUCCCGGUUUGUCCAUGAGCCCAACUCUGGGGUGACUUCCAGACACACUAGAACCCAGCACCCCAGCGCUGGUGGGGGGAGGGGCCUGGCCUGUGCCCAUAGCUCCGUCCUCUGCUCCUUCCAAUUGCUAGGGUGUCUGGUGUGCGGCCUCAGGGAACCCUGCGCUGUGGCCCUUUGUGCUGGUCAGUGUCCCUGCCCCAGAAGUAGACAGGCACACGUGCACUCACACAUCUGUGGAAGCUGAGCACACGGACUUCUCGCUACACUUCCCCCACGUCCCCCAUCAGUCCUACCAUUCAGGCCGCACCCUGGAGGGGAGGGUGGCUCCUAGUAACUAGGAACUAGAGGGCCCAGCCCAGCCCCACCCUUCAAAACCUGCAGCCUUCCCCUUGGAGCCCUUCUGGCUUCAUGACCCCAGAACUCCCAGCUUGUGGCUCUAACUCCUGGUGUGCAGGGGAAAGCAGAGCCGUGGGGCAGCUGCACGCCCGCACGGCACCUGCCCUGGGUGGGCACAGCCCCCCGAAGGGUUCUGCUGCUUGGAGCCCACGGAGGUUAGUUACUGGGGAGUAAGCGUGAGCCGCUCUUCUGGCCGAGGAGCUGGGGGUCAGAGUCUUUGGCUACUGGCAAUCCCAACAUCUCCUGAGGUUUCAUCCUGCGGGCCUUGCUACCCUGUGGGCAGAACCUCAUGGCGCGGCUCACGCGAGCCGGAGGGCUCCCAGGGGUCCUUCUGUUGCCCCGUGGAGUCCAGGGCUUCGGCGGAUGGGAAGAGCUUCUGUGAGCCCAGCUUCUGCAGCGGCGCCUCCACCUUCGCGGAGCGCGGCCUGGCCGGCAGACGGAGCCAGCACGGGCAGCGAGAGGCCAAGGCCCCACUGUACAAGCCGAAGGCCGGGUGGGAGGGGCCUGCCUUCCCGGCAACCCCCCCAGGACUGUCCCCCCCCAACGCUGACGAGGACCCCUCCACCACCACUCGAGGACCACAGCAGAAACUGAGCAGAAAAAAGUCUGUAUUUCACUUAUCACACGGCUCAGAGCUGGCCUAGAGCAGGUCGUAGAAGUAAUCCAGGCCCUGGCCCAGCUCCCACAUGGACACGCCGACACCCAGCUCCCGGGCCAGCUCCAGCCGCACCUGCAAAGACUGCCGGCCCGGGAAGCGUCAGCCCUGCCUCGCCCCGCAGCCCCUGGUGGCCCCCUGACCGCGCUGCCCUCCACUGUCGCUGAGGGCAAGGGUCAUUCUGGGGAGAAGGGUGUUGUACGUGCGCCCCCACCCCCAGCACAAUGGCAGGCCCGUCGGUACCUUCAGAGUCGGGUAGAAGACGAUGUGCCUCCCUCCGCGGCUUCUGCAGGAGAGAAUGAGGCCUCCUGGCGCGGUCCCUCCCAGCACCCCCCCCCCCCACGGGAUGCGGGGACCCCUCCCCGGCAGCGGAGGCCUCGGGUCCUGCUGGGAAGGCUGCCCCACAGGGCCCACGCCUGGGGUGGACCAGCCCUCGGGGCAGAGGUGGAUGGGGGGCUGGGGCCCUUGGCCAGCCUGGGCAUGCACAGCCCUCACCUAGGGCCGUCUCCGGACACUCACUUCUUGUACUCGAAGAAGUGCUCUGCAGCCUGGCUGUCCCACACGACCCGGGGCCUGUGGUCCUUCAGCAGCUGGAUGUACCUGCGGGGAGCCGGGCGUGCGUGUGGGCGUCCUGAGGCGGCCUGCACACGGGCCGGUCACGGGAGCCGAGGACCACGCAUGCGCCCCGGACCCAAGUACGGGAGCACAGGAUGGGGAAUGGGACACCUUGCCCCUGGCAGAUGUGGGCUGGGGGCCUCCCGUCCUCCCUGGGGGGUGGGGGACAGACUGAGAACGACAGACUGCAAGCUCCGUAAGCUCAGUGCCCUGGGCUGUGCAGGUGGGAGCGCGACUGCACCAAGGGGCCGGCGGUCCUGACCGAGCCUCUUGCUGUAACAGCUGCACCACGAGUGUCCAAGCGGAUGGAGCGAGGGCGCCUGCAUUCAGGGGCAGCAUCUGCAGUGUGGGCGGCAGACGAGGCACGCUCGGCGACCGCCCCGAGUGCCAUGGGACAAGCGGCGUUUGGGGUGUUCAGGCGGAGCCACAGGCCUCCGAGGAAGAGCAGGGCCCGGGGCAGCCCCCGGGGGUCCCCAGCCUGGCUCUCUGGGGACAGCAGGGGGGGGCAGUGGCCUUUGAGCUCUUCCAGAGGCCCGGCUGCCCCGGGGUUGCCCUUCUCACCGUGGACAGGUGGCCUCAUGCCCACAGCAGCCCUUUCUGACUGCCAGGGGCCAGGGGCCAGGGGCUUGAGUCUGUGUCCCCUGCGCCCCAGACACAUGGAGAGGACAUGACUUCCGAAGGUGCUGUGGGACCAGGAGGGUGGGGCCUCCCAGUAGCGGGUUCAUGAGGCACAACGUGUCUCUGCAGCGCCCCCUGGCAGACAAGUGAUGGACAGGAGGGGACAGGCACCUACUGGCAAGGGGGGUGACCCAACUCCAACCAUCCCAAAUUAUUUAAUUAUCCUUAAUUAAAACAAGGUUCUCCGUUUGUUUA
Suricata suricatta (meerkat) is the source of this 5232-nucleotide messenger RNA. RefSeq names its product tetraspanin 4 (gene TSPAN4). Gene Ontology annotation, cellular component: membrane. The coding region runs from base 428 to 1144 and encodes 238 amino acids. The transcript has 10 exons. The record is from RefSeq and is a predicted model, not a curated record. NCBI's taxonomy places the organism in Eukaryota, Metazoa, Chordata, Mammalia, Carnivora, Herpestidae.